ACACACACACACACACACACACACACACACGGUUCCAGUUUUUUGAAGCAGAUGUGAAGCAGAUGAGUUUAAUGCAGGAAUGAAAGGAGCAUGAUAGGAAUUCAGACUCGAAAAACUACGUAGAAACUAACAGUCGCGCUACGCAGCAUCCAGCCUAAACCAUCAUCACCAUGUCUGGUCAAGGUGCCACCCCAACUCCAUCUCCUGCUCCCCCUGCUCCCACGGGACCCCCACCGAAGGUGACAAACCGCGGCCGUACCGCAGUUUCCAUCUCCAGCUCCAACUCGGACUCUAUAGACGUACCUGAGUUUGAGCCCUUCGGUUUACCGGGCCCAAGAGGAUUUCCACCAAUGACUGAGUAUCUUGAUAUCUGGGAAGUGGACAUGAUGAAGAGACCCGAAGAGCUGAACAAGAAGCAACACCACACCGAGUUGUUCAACUCAGACUAUCUAAUUGUCCGUCGAGGACAAGAGUUCCAGGUCGAGAUCACCUUCAACCGUCCCUACAAUCCUGCUGCAGACAAGUUUGCUGUGGAGUUUGUCAUCGGCUCCAGCCCGCAGUUCAGCAAAGGCACCUAUAUUCCUGUCUUCACUGCCAAGGAGCGUCCGAGCCCCUGGGAAGGCCGCAUCACAGACACCGGCGACAACACAGUCACCAUGGGCAUAACUCCUGCGGCAGAUUGUGUUGUGGGGAAGUACCACAUGUACGUAGCUGUGGUGACGCCCUUCGGCAUCCGCAGGACCAGACGGGACAACAGCCGAGACCUCUACAUCCUCUUCAAUCCCUGGGUGUCAGCUGAUGCUGUGUUUCUGGAUGAUGAGGAAGAGAGGCAAGAGUGUGUGAUGACUGAGAUGGGGAUCAUCUACCACGGCGCCUACGACGACGUGGCUGAGAGAAAUUGGAACUAUGGACAGUUUAACUAUGGAGUCCUGGAUGCCUGUCUGUACAUCAUGGACCGGUCUGAAAUGCCCAUCAUCAACAGAGGAGACCCCAUCAGGGUGACCAGAAAGGCCUCUGCUAUGCUGAACUCUCGUGAUGACGACGGCGUGCUGGUGGGGAACUGGAGCGGCGACUACACCUACGGAGUGGCGCCUACUUCUUGGACUGGCAGCACAGACAUCCUGCUUAGCUACGCCAACAGCAAGAUGCCUGUCUGCUACGCUCAGUGCUGGGUCUACGCUGCUGUCUUUAACACCUUCCUGCGCUGUCUGGGCAUCCCAUCGCGAGUUGUCACCAACUUCUACUCCGCUCACGACAACGAUGGAAACCUGAAGACCGACAUCAUUCUGGAUGAGAACGGCAGGAUCGACCGCGCUCGCACCAAAGACUCUAUCUGGAACUAUCACUGUUGGAAUGAGUGCUACAUGUCCAGACCAGACCUCCCGCCUGGCUUUGGAGGCUGGCAGGUUGUGGAUGCAACACCACAGGAGACCAGCGAUGGCAUGUACAGAUGUGGUCCUGCAUCAGUUAAGGCCAUAAAACAUGGGCAGAUAUGCUAUCCAUUUGAUGCUGCCUUUGUGUUUGCUGAGGUCAACAGUGAUGUGGUGUUUUAUUCCCGGAGUAAAGAUGGGACCAUGGAGCCUGUCAAAGUGAACCGGACUCAUGUUGGCCGCAUGGUUGUGACCAAAACUCCAGGAGACGUGACCCGCCGCGACAUCAGCGACCAAUACAAGUUCCCUGAAGGCAGUACAGAGGAGCGGACCGUCCUGGAGAAAGCAGAAGAAUACGGCUGUCAGCGAGAGAAAUCCAACCCUCCUGUGGCGGAUGUUGACCUGGUCUUGCCCACCCUGGAGAUCGGCAUGGGCGAAACUUUCGAGCUGAGCCUGGAGUUCAUAAACCGCAGCACCCAGCGCCGCACCGUGGACGCCUACAUCAGCGGGAGCGUGGUGUAUUACACCGGAGUCACCAGCUACGAGUUCCUGUUCCGGAAUCCCACAGUGACCAUUGGUCCCAACAAAAGUGUGACGGAGUCUGUGAUGGUUGAGUCUAAGAACUACAUGAAGCAUCUGGUGGAACAGGCCAACCUUCACUUCAUUGCUACUGGGAAGGUCAAGGAGACCGGCAAGAUCGUCACCGCCAUGAAAGUCGUCACCCUGCACAAUCCCAAACUCAUCGUCACGGUGUCUGAUGGCGGCAAAGUUAAUGAAGAGAUGACGGCAACUGUGGAGUUUACAAACCCUUUCACCUUCAGCCUGAAGGGUGUCUACAUUCGCAUGGAAGGACCCGGACUCAUGCCGCCCAAAUCCAAAUAUUACAGUCUGAUCCCAGGAAGCUCCUCCCUGACCUGGACCGAGUUUUUCACCCCUCAGAGGGCUGGCAAAAGCAGGGUGAUUGCUUCUCUGGAUUGUUCUGCUGUCAGGCAGGUCUCCGGCCAGGCGUCCGUCACCAUCGAGCCCUGAGGAUCACUGUAGGAUCACUGACGCCAGACAGCAUUCACUUAUUUA
This is a messenger RNA of Etheostoma cragini (Arkansas darter), 2444 nucleotides long. It is a transcript of the gene f13a1b, whose product is annotated as coagulation factor XIII, A1 polypeptide b. Bases 171 to 2399 code for a protein of 742 amino acids. The record is from RefSeq and is a predicted model, not a curated record. Gene Ontology annotation, molecular function: protein-glutamine gamma-glutamyltransferase activity. Lineage: Eukaryota; Metazoa; Chordata; Actinopteri; Perciformes; Percidae. The transcript has 15 exons. Gene Ontology annotation, biological process: blood coagulation, fibrin clot formation; peptide cross-linking.